This is a messenger RNA of Anastrepha ludens (Mexican fruit fly), 7686 nucleotides long. RefSeq lists its product as uncharacterized. Lineage: Eukaryota; Metazoa; Arthropoda; Insecta; Diptera; Tephritidae. Gene Ontology annotation, molecular function: protein binding; transcription corepressor activity. The transcript is spliced from 5 exons. Bases 138 to 7328 code for a protein of 2396 amino acids. Gene Ontology annotation, cellular component: nucleus. The record is from RefSeq and is a predicted model, not a curated record. Gene Ontology annotation, biological process: negative regulation of transcription by RNA polymerase II.
UUGUACAGUUUGGAUUAGUUACAAUUGAAUGCAAUGGUCACACUGUCGUCAUUUUCAUUUUUAUAUCGUCGUCGUCGUUGUCUCGUUUUGUGAAAAUGAAGCAGUGAUUUUAAAGAAAAAAUUCCUUAUAGAAUACUAUGGAUCCAAAUAGACAUCACGAGUUCAUUGGUGGCAAUGAAGAAAGGCAAAGUGCAAUGUAUUUUAGUGGAGGGAUCGAAGAAAAUCGAUCGAAUACUCAAUAUUAUACGCAGGAGAGAGUAAUGGUCAAUAAUAAGUCUAGCAUAUGUCCAAGCAUGUCCAAUAAUAUUACGUGCAAUGCAUGCCCUUCAACAUCAGAUGGAAAUUGGAGCUCAGAAAGCUCAUCAAGAGUAGAUUUCCAAAACACGAGUACACACCGGGAAAAAGUCAAUCAAAAUCCGAUAUAUUCUCACGAUGGCCGGCAAUAUUGCCAUCCGACUAGCGGAGUGACUUACGCAACAGAUGUAAUACCUGUCAGCAGAAAUAAUGUUGGAUUACAAGAUAGAAAUUCAGUGUCUAGUAAAAGUUGUGCCUUGGAGUCAAAUUAUAAUUUCAAGCAACAACUUCAGCAUCAACAACCUCAAGCCCAGGCACAGCCAAAUCUGAUACAAAUGCAAACUCAAUCGAAUAUAAACAAUAUAACAAAUAUACCACCGCAACAAUUACAACAACAACAUAAUGAACAUCUUAGUUCAAUUGGAAACUAUUCUAAAGGGAGUUUAUACGACGAAAAGUACCUGUCAAGACAGGACUUGUAUAAAGAUGUUAAAGUCGGGUACUCUACGGUUCCUGGCCAUGGGGCAGCAAACGCAAUGAUGUACAAUGAGGUAAUACAAAGCCAAAAGUCAGCUCCUGCGCCGAUGGAAAUAAUACGUAAUAACAAAGUGGACCCCAGCAAUAUUAUAAAUCCUAGCAACUCAUUGGCCUUGAAGGAACAACAAGCUAGCCCCAACUAUGCACGCAAAUGUCCGCAAAUUUUUACACAUGGCGAUCAUGGCAAUACGCACACGACGCAUCAAAGCUUAUAUAUGUCGACACCACAAUUCAGUUCAGAUAAGUUUACUAAUAUUCAUGCCCAAAGAAAAAUUAUUCAUGAGCCAGAACUCAAAAUACAUGGUUGUACUACGGGCAGUGGUAAGGUAAACGAAAUGCAAAUGUCUUCUAUUAGUGGUUAUCCAUCUCAUAGUAGUGGCAGUAAAUAUCACCACCAACACCUGCACGAAACCUCAAUGCAACAAUCAGAAUUAGCUUCCCACCACCAGCAGGAAUCUUUACUGAAUAAUGCCAGCCCCUCUAUUUCUCGUAGUCAAAACUACUAUAUGCAAGGUGCCAAGACGCAGAUUAGUACAGUAUCAGACAUGCCUCCUAUUUCCGCAAAACAGGCGCAAAUUACAAGCCAGUAUUCGAAAAGCCCGAAAGCUUUACCAUCGCAUUCUCAGCUGCAUUCUUUAUCACAUGCUCAUCUCGCAGUGAAAAGUAACACCCAUGAUUUGCCGGACUUUAAAAAUAAAGAUGAUAUUUAUAAUGAACCCAUGCUGCACCAGGGUAGUGGGUUGUAUGUGAACCCCUACAAAACCACUUCGACGUUGGAUACGUGUUGUAAAGACAUCUCUGCCCCUUAUGCCAAUAUGACCAAUAACUUUAAUGAAAAUACCGGCCAGCACGGCUACUUCAAAUAUGGUAAAAUGACGAAAGACACAGUUACAAAAAACAACAUAUGCACAGAAAAUCAAAAUACUCCCCCCCCUACACCUGUAUAUCGGUCAUCUGGCUAUAAGACACAGCCAUACUAUUAUGAAACACAGCAUAUUAAGUACGAUAGCAAUGUACAUAAUAACAAUUUCAAUAUGUCACCAUCUGUCGCAGCUGUAGCCUCGCCGUCACCGUCACAAACAACACCGCCAUCUCACAUACAAAUGCAUCACACAAAUCUGGCACCACAAAGCCAAUCGCCAGCAAAUUACUCUCAAAUAAUUUGUUACCCGCAGCAUAAUCAAAUCGAAAUUCAUCGCAAUACAGUUCGAACGCACCAUGAAAGCGCAGCUAUGCAUCCAACAUCUAACUUCUGUGCAUAUGACAGGCAACCACAAAACUCAAAGGCUCUUAACUCUCACUCUGCGUCCGUACAGCCUUCCCAACAAACGCAACCAAUUGAUCCGCCGCUGCAACCUAAAGUAAUUUCUAACCUAACGAGUCAAGCACAAAAGCAAAAUGUAGUUAAGAAAUCUCAAGCUCCAAAAACCAAUUAUAGAGAAUUGAUAAACCAAGUAUACGCCAUGAGAAAUGCUACAUCGGAAAAAGAAUUAGACUUACAAAUUAUUAAGAAGGCCUUAAAUUCAGCUACAGGACCAACAGGUACUCAACCUGCCGAAAAAUUACCACAAAACGUGGUAGCUCCAAAUAAUGGUAGUUUGCCAUUGCCUGUUAAUUCCUCAAUAUCUAAGGACUAUGGAAUGAAUGCUUUGGAAAGUGGUGUUUUAGUGGAAAACCUACCUACUCCUACGCGCAAUUCGGCAAAGAUUUGUAUCGAUGCAACCUUACCUGAUAUACAACGAACAAUUAAGGUAGAGGCACCGUUGAGUUCAUCACCUCUGGAUUUAUCAAUGCGCACGGUUAAGACGAAAGCUGAUUCCACUGAAUACAGUUACCAUCAAGCACUUUUGAAAAAUCCUCCAAUAGAUUAUAAGCAUGCCCUACCAAGGGUAGAUUUUACACCAAAUUUUUCCCUUCAUUCUGAUAAAAGGGCUGGAGUACACAAAAUCAUAAUGAACCAGCAAAGUCAGCAUUUGCAAACUUCAGCAGAAGUGCCCAAACCAAUAUUGAUGACACUUGGUUCCAAGGGUAUUUUAGCACAUCCUCAAUCAACACAGCACAGAGUUUGUACGGUCACCCAACGCAGCGGUCUGGCUCCCAUGGCUGAUAUAAAGCCAAAUUCUAUGGUUUUAAAAGCAACAGAUGAAAGUGUGAAGAUGUGCCAGAUUCGACCAAGCGUCGUAGAAACUAAUCCAUUCGCUACAAUAAAGUCAAUAAAAACCGAACCAAGUUCAAUAAUCAGCAGAACUGUCCCUACAACAGUGGAACAUCUUAACCAAACUACUAAUUUAAUGCCGUUGCCGAAACCCCUACAUUCAAAUGAUAAUGCGGUUGCUCGUGCACCAGCGUAUAGUGGCAGCGUUAUAAAAACCGCUGAUCAAAUUUCACUGGUAGAUACGGAUUCCCCAUCCAAUACAUUUAGCAGCACUCCAAAUUCAAAUGAACACCGAAACCCUAAUUAUCUAGGUCGCAAGCGACAUCUUCAAGAAUACUCAAAUUCACAGCGUAAUGAGCCAAUAGUUAAACAACAGCGAUAUCAGGAACGAGAUGGAUCAUCAAAAGCUGAAUUGAUAACUAUGACCACCACAUCAUCGACGGUUAUAGCAUUAAAUGAACAAGCAAUCGAUGAGAGCAGAGAACGAGAGCGAAAUGUGAGAACCGUUGAAAAAUCCAUACAAGCCGAAAUAACUCCCUGUUGUCAACGGGAAAGCUCCAUAAUUAUUAAUAACAAUGUACCUAUCUGUAAAAUAGAACCAAUAACGCCGACUAUAGAUACACCUUCACCUACGAUUUUACAUCCGGUUCAAAUGGUUCCAAUUAAAACGGAAACACAUUCAGUUAUAGCAGCUCGCAUUAGAACGAAAGCGGAGCUGAAAGGUUUUACUUUUAAUACACCCGUAGAUAUAGUAAAUACCGUUAAAGAACCUAUACAAAUAAAAGAGGAACCAAGCACUUGUCAGACCCCUAAACCAGAGUUGCCGUCCAUUCCGGGGCUAGACGAAGAAUACGAUUCCAGUAGUCUUUUAGAUUUUAGUUGGAAUAAUAAAUGUACUGACUUCAUGGAACAGUUACUUACAAGUUCACAAAAUAAGUAUUCCAAGCGCCGAUUUGGGAAUAUUAAUAACGACGUAAGUGAAGAAUGUCAAAUUGCUUCAAAUGGCAUCUCAAGAAUGAUUGCUUCAGAUGGGUCAGUGGAACAGAACACGUCAAAUGUAGAAUCGGUAGAAAGUAGCAAUUCGUGUGAUAUAAUGGAUUCAAUGAUUGAUAGUGUCUUAAAGACUGAACGUACAACAGGCAAGUCUCUGGAAGGUCAUUCAUCGCAGUCAACAAUGAUCAUCAUCCAGAAAAAAAUAAGCAAACAAGAUCGGGGAAAAAUUAGGUUGCAGCAGGAAAAGCGGAUCGCUGCUCGUUUGCAAAUGGAUAGUAGUUCUGAGAGUGAUGAUGAAAUUCAUAAAAGAAAGAAGGACCGAUCGAAGAAGCCUGUAAAGAAAGCCAAGUUGCGACAAAAUACUCAUAUUGACAUAAAUCAAUUCUCGGAUUGUGGCUCCGAUUCUUCUGAUACUAGUGAUGGAAGAAAUUCUCUAACAAAAGUUUCUUUACAAACGACUGAUCAAAAUGACAAAAAUUCCCAUUCGGCAACGAAACAAAACGUCAAGAGUUCGGAGGAGACAACACUCAAAGCAGAAUUCAAGGAUAAGUGCCAAAGCAAUGCGAUGAAAAAUAAUCGUUUAAUAUCUAGUAAACCGAAAACGUCCGAGAAUGACGAUUCACAAAAAUUGUCUUCGAAAAGGAGUGAAGGGAGAGAAACGCAGAAAACGAAUGAAGAAAAAGAGACAAAACAAGAUAAGGUGGUAAAAUCAGCACAAACCAAUUCCGCAAAUAAAGAAGAAAUCGCGAAAAGUGCAAAGAAACCCAAAGUGCAUUUAAAAGUAGGUUUAAAUACAAUGACCCGUUCUAAGAGAAAGCGGGAAAUGGAGCUACAAUUGGCGAAUAGCAAAGUGUUACGUAAUGAUAAAAUCAUCCGUAAUUCUACAACUAAAAUAAAAUCAAUCAAACGAAAAUAUGUUCGCAAGUUUGUCAACAAUCAGAGCUCUGUAUCCGCCGUCUGUAAAGAACUAUCGAACAAAGAGUCUGAUCGUGAGCCUUCAAUGCGCUUGCGUUCUAGAAAUGAGAAGAAUGUGAAAAGUGGGAAAACUGAAAAGGUACCUGGUUCGACUAGUAAAAAACUUAAUAAGGCAACGAUAGCAGUUAGUGAUAGUCAAAAUGGAAGACCCAAGGGCAAAGAACGCCAAAACGAUUUGUUUUUAGAAGUUUACCGUUAUAAGCGUUCGUUGAAAAUUCCCCCAAAUUUAAUUACAAUAGAGCAUCCACACAAUCUUAAAAUGGCUGCAUCAUUGCCAGAUCUGGAGCGCGAACACGAUCCUUCACUAACCAGCACUAACAGAAGUGCCAAAUUUGCGAAGUCGAUCGAAAGGUUACUUCAAAAGUCAACACCGAAUAUCAGUGAGAAAUCACUAUUGACCUCUAAAACCCAACAAGAGGAACAAUUGCAUGAGGAAAGGCGUUCAAUAAUUGAUGUGCUGCAUUCACGUGUUAUAAAAACAAAUGCCACCACCUGUACAAAGCCUAAGUAUAAAAAGAGUGCAAACAAUUACGGCAUUUCUAGCCAAAUUCAUAGCGAUGUUUCACACAGUGCAGAAUCAAGUUCAGUCACAGAAAUGCUUUCCAUUCCAAUAAAAAAGGAGCACGACGAAGAAUCUAGUGAUGGAAAGAAGCGACACUUCAGUAUUUUUGAGACAACCGUUUUAAAAACCAAAACACGAACAGAAUCAAAAAUGCAACAACGCAAAGAAAUUAUACGAGAGAUUUUUGUUGGUGACGAUAGGCCAGCAUCUGCCCCACCAGAAAUUAUAUCUCAAAUGUCGGAUGGUAAUGAUAAAAUGACAUUCGAACAAAAAUAUGAACAAUUUUUGCAACAUUAUAUUGUUAUUAAUGACGACAAAUUACGCAAGAAUGGUAAAACUAGCACCCUCUCCUCACAUUCGGUUUCGGGUUCGGUUUCAGCAUCAACUUCAACUGCGAACCAUCUAAAGGAAGACGUCAAGGAUGAAGAGGACACAUUGGCAAGUACUGGUGCAGCAGAUGCAUAUGAUAAAUCAUUAGACACAAAUACUGUUAACAAAACAAGUAUAGAAGGUGAUAGCGCCACGUCUAGUUUUAGAAGACGGCGGCCUGGAAAGUAUCUACGUCGAAAAGGAAGCUCUGGAUUCGAUUACAUACGCAAAAAGAAAAAACCAAAUCCGACCUCUUCCGUGAACCUUAAUUCCACACAAAAUCUGCAAAUACUGGCCAAAGUUGAAAGGAAAACAGAGGAUGAAAAUUAUGAAAAAAAGGUAAAGACCGAGAAUGAUGUACGUCGUGAAGUACGUAAAUGGGUGCUUAAUAAGAGCGUUGGUCAAAGCACAAUGCAUAAAGCCGCACGUCUGGGAUACAUAGAUGUUGUUGUUUACUGCUUGGAUCGUAUGGGGAUGAAUCCAGAUCAGAAAGAUAAUGCUGGCUAUACACCGCUACACGAAGCCUGUACAAAGGGUUGGCUUGAAAUUGCUAGGAUUCUUUUACAGUAUGGAGCAAAUCAUUCUGAAGCGGCGCAUUCGGGCAUUCGACCGUUACAUGAGGCAAGUGAAAACGACCACGAGGAGAUUGUGCGUUUGCUGCUUUCUUAUGGCGCUGAUCCGUUACUCGCUACAUAUUCAGGCCAAACCCCUUUAAUGCUUGCUUCAAGCACUGCAAUGCGGGACUUUCUCAACAAUCACUUGAGUGAUGUGCAGAACGUUGGAUCCGACAAAAAGCCCUGGAAAUUUAGAGGACCAUGGGAGAUUUUAGAUUCAUCAAAAUAUGGUUAUGAUAUAUUCGGAGGAGCACCGAAUUUUACAUGUGAUAUGAGCAGAGCUCUUAGAAAAAGUUCAGUAUCUAAUUUGAUAACGAACAAAAAACAAUUUAAUACGUAUGUAGAGGCGGGCAGUAACCGUAAGACUAUGAUGGAAAAUUGUGCAGUCGUGCUUGACAAUAUUGAUCGAUUUAACUCCGUUCGAUUGCACAAUGACAACAAGCCAGAAAUUUUGGUAGAAAAUUCGGAUAGCGAAGGGGAAAUGUUUGAAUUUGAAGAAGCUGAUAUUUUACUACCACCCUUAUAUUUACUCAAAGAUGAAGGAACUGACAAAUGGGUUCUGUUGAGUGAUUUGUGCAAUUUGCUUAAGGUCAAAUCUAAAGAUACUCUUUUGAAUAAGAUAUAUCCACCUUCUUCAUCAGCAUCUCCCGCACACAAAAGUCUGAUGAGGGAACUUAAGAUGUCAGAUUUCUUGGAGAGGGCAACGUGUUUGCAACUUCUAUGCGCUGGAGAAAAAAUCAAUAUUUGCGCUUCAAAGGUUGUUUUAAUUAAAUACAACGAUAGCGUUCGCAAUUUAUUAGGUGUAAAAACAAUAUUGAUGAAAUUUUAAAAAAAGUUAAAUAAAUUAUGUGUAAAGAACGUGAUACUAAGGUGCUAUACGGAAAAGAUUUUGAAUGAAGUGUAGAUAACCUGGAUAUUUAUGUAAAUAUGUUUUAAUAUAAAAUGAGGAUAAUCAAAAAAUAUAUGAUUAUGAAGAUUGUAAAGAUUAUGGCGAAAGCAAAAGAAAAGCAUAAGAUUGUAAAUGUAUUUUUAAGAAAUAGGCUACAAAGAAUUUUGUUUAUGACCAACAAUUAAUUAUAAAAGUGCAUAAUAUUUUCAUAAUAUAAAAGAGAUGCCGUUUUAAUACAGUGUGAAUAAUAAUUUUUAUUAAAAAGUAACAGUUUCAGUUUAAAUACAAAUUAAGCAAA